Messenger RNA from Protopterus annectens (West African lungfish), 2272 nucleotides. It is a transcript of the gene OTUD5, whose product is annotated as OTU deubiquitinase 5. The transcript is spliced from 9 exons. Gene Ontology annotation, molecular function: K63-linked deubiquitinase activity; cysteine-type deubiquitinase activity. The record is from RefSeq and is a predicted model, not a curated record. NCBI's taxonomy places the organism in Eukaryota, Metazoa, Chordata, Ceratodontiformes, Protopteridae. Gene Ontology annotation, biological process: protein deubiquitination. The coding region runs from base 205 to 1794 and encodes 529 amino acids.
UUUGUUGAUAUUGUCAGGCAGUGAAGUGGAAGCUAAGCUUGGGAGCCCUAGAGGCGGUGGGAGGGAGAGGGUAACUCGUUAUUGUCUCAAGUUUCAGAAAACGUUUUUGCAGUAUUGUGCCCCUGCAGAAACUUAUGAUACACCCUUUUCAGUUAAUAAAAUUUACUUUUAAAAGCGUACCAUUCCCUUGCAUACAUAAACAAAAUGACGAUUCUGCCGAAGAAGAAGCAGUCGGCCGACUCAGAUGAAGCUGAGCGGCGAAGUGGCCCAGACUCUCACUCGCAUGCUCACUCUCAUGCUCACCAACGGGCUGGAGCCCGACCACGGGCUUCGCCGCCACCCCGGUGGACUUUCCAAGUGUCGUCAUCGUCGGCUGCGGUUGCAGUUGCAGGCCGUGAGGAACGACAGACGAGUACACGACCGCAACAGGCCUCUCCGCCACCCGUCUCUGUGGCAGUGGGGUCAGGGAGCAGUGUCGGUCCAGGUAGUGAGGGUGGCUGCUGCUCAGGACCCGGGCACACUAAACGUCGGCGGCAGGCUGUAUCUGGAAGUGCUGUGGUGGUGGUAGGUGGGGUGACAGGAGGGGUCGGUGGUAACGGAGGCUGCAGUCCUGAUCAAGAGGAAGGAGCUGGUUGUAACAGCGAGGACGAGUAUGAGACUGCAGCUACAACUGAUUCUUUGGACCCAGCAACUGCUGAACAGCAGGAGAAAAGGUUUGAAAAGGCUUUGGUAGAGAAGAAAGGCUUCGUAAUCAAGAAGAUGAAAGAGGAUGGAGCAUGUCUGUUCAGAGCAGUUGCUGACCAAGUCUAUGGAGACCAAGAUAUGCAUGACGUUGUCCGGAAACACUGUAUGGACUACCUAGUAAAAAAUGCAGAUUAUUUUUCUAACUAUGUGACUGAAGACUUUACCACAUACAUCAACAGGAAGAGGAAAAACAACUGCCAUGGCAACCACAUAGAGAUGCAAGCCAUGGCAGAAAUGUACAACCGACCAGUUGAAGUGUAUCAAUACGGCACAGAACCCAUCAACACAUUUUAUGGUAUACAUCAGAAUGAAGAUGAGCCAAUCAGAGUGAGUUAUCAUCGGAAUAUCCACUACAAUUCUGUGGUGAACCCCAAUAAAGCAACAAUAGGCGUUGGCCUAGGACUGCCAGCUUUCAAGCCUGGGCAUGCAGAUCAGUCAUUAAUGAAGAGUGCCAUUAAAACUUCUGAAGAGUCUUGGAUUGAACAGCAAAUGUUGGAAGACAAGAAAAGAGCCACAGACUGGGAAGCUACAAAUGAGGCAAUAGAGGAACAAGUAGCUCGGGAGUCUUAUCUGCAGUGGUUACGGGACCAGGAGAAGCAGGCUAGACAGCCACGGAAAGCUAGUGCAACAUGUAGUUCAGCAACAGCUGCUGCUUCCAGUGGCUUGGAAGACUGGAGUGGACGAUCUCCCCGACAGAGAAGCUCUGCUCCUUCCCCAGAGCAUCCAGAUUUACUUGGAGACCUUAACAUUAAACCGCCCUCACCAGGUAUUGGAGCUGCCUUAGCCCUCACAAAGCCGCCAUCACCAUGUGCACCAGGUACAAGUGGUCAGUCACUUGGAGCUGAUAGAGCAACUUCGCCGCUGGUUUCAUUGUACCGCCCCUUAGAAUGCCGAGCACUAAUGCAACAGAUGUCUCCUUCUGCAUUCGGUCUACAUGGCUGGGAAGAUGAUGAAAUUCUGGCAUCUGUGCUGGCCGUUUCACAACAGGAAUAUCUGGAUAGUAUGAAGAAAAAUGCUGUGCACAGAGAGUCUUCACCUGACAAGAGUUGAUAUUAAAAAAAAAAAAACAUUGUAAUAGUAAAAAAAAUUGCCCCAUUAUCAUGAAAACCUAUAUAUUUUGCCUCUUGACCCUCGUUUUUUUCAUUACUGUUAUUUUUUUUUUCUCUCCCCUUCCCCUGUACACAGUACUAGCCACAGUGGACUUACUUAGGUGCAUGUUUGAUAAAAACAAAAUAAUAAUAAUAAUGUCAUACUUUACUUAUUGAUUCUUUAGUAAUAUAUUUUUUUCCUUUUUCUUUGAAACAGAACAGUACUUGUUUCACAGAAUAAAAAUAAAACAACCAAGCGUGAAGAAAUUUGUUUAAAAAAUUGUUUGGGAGGUCUGCCUUUUUAAACUAUGCGCACAAGAUACAAGGACUCUUUAUUUUCUUUUAAUUUUUUAAAUUUUUUAUUGCAAAGUUGUGUUCUUGCAUUUAACGUUUUCUUUGAAAAUUUCAGAGAGCUCAUUAAAUGUUUAUCUUGAUAUAAA